Molecule: messenger RNA, 1677 nt
Organism: Gekko japonicus
Lineage: Eukaryota; Metazoa; Chordata; Lepidosauria; Squamata; Gekkonidae
Gene: CPNE7
Product: copine VII
Exons: 15
Coding region: 1-1677 (558 amino acids)
Biological process (GO): cellular response to calcium ion
Cellular component (GO): plasma membrane
Molecular function (GO): calcium-dependent phospholipid binding
Source: RefSeq, a predicted model, not a curated record
AUGAAUGAGCUGCUGGACCCCUCGUCCCAGGCCAACCUGGGCGUGGUCUCUGCCACCUGCGUCUCCAAGGUGGAGCUGCGGGUCAGCUGCAAGCACCUGCUCGACCGGGACACGCUCAACAAGUCGGACCCCUGCGUGGUGCUCCUGAUGCAGUCCCAGGGGCAGUGGAUGGAGGUGGAAAGGUCGGAGGUCAUCAAGAGCAACCUGAACCCCACCUUCGCCAAGGUCUUCAUGGUCGACUACUACUUCGAGGAGGUGCAGAAGCUGCGCUUCGAGGUGUACGACAUCCACGGCCACACCAGCAUCGGGACGCACGAUGAUGACUUUCUGGGGGGCAUGGAAUGCACUGUGGGCCAGAUUGUGGCCCAGAAGCGAGUGACCAAGCCGCUGUUCCUGAAGUACGGCAAGUGUGCCGGGAAGUCCACCAUCACCGUGACCUCUGAAGAGAUUUCCGGGGACAACGGCUACGUGGAGCUCUUCUUCCGUGCCAAGAAGCUAGAUGACAAGGAUCUGUUCAGCAAAUCAGAUCCCUUUCUGGAGAUCUACCGGAUCAAUGACGACGGCAGUGAGCAGCUGGUACACCGCACAGAGUUUGUCAAGAACAAUCUGAGCCCUAUUUGGGAGCCCUUCAAAGUGUCUCUGAACUCCCUGUGCAGCUGUGAGGAGAAACGGAAGCUGCGGUGUGUAGUCUUUGACUACGACUCCCGAGGCAAGCAUGACUUCAUUGGAGAGUUUUAUACCACCUUUGAGGAGAUGCAGAAAGCCAUGGGGGGCAACAAGAUCCAGUGGGACUGCAUGAACCCCAAGUACAAGCUGAAGAAGCGAAACUACAGGAAUUCAGGUGUGGUCAUUCUCUUAGAUCUGAAGAUCCAUAGGGUCUACUCGUUCCUGGAUUACAUCAUGGGUGGCUGCCAGAUCCACUUCACGGUGGCCAUCGACUUCACAGCCUCCAACGGGGACCCCCGAAACAGCUGCUCCCUCCACUACAUCAAUCCUUACCAGCCCAACGAAUACCUGAAGGCCCUGGUUGCCGUGGGGGAGAUUUGCCAGGACUACGACAGUGAUAAGAAGUUCUCGGCCUUAGGCUUUGGCGCCAGGAUCCCCCCAAACUACAAGGUCUCCCACGAUUUUGCCAUUAAUUUCAACCCGGCGGAUGACGAGUGUGAAGGAAUCCAGGGCGUGGUGGAAUCCUAUCAAAACUGCUUGCCCCAAAUCCAGCUGUACGGGCCCACCAACGUGGCCCCCAUUAUCUCCAAAGUGGCCAAAGUAGCGGCAGAGGAGGAGAAGACCAAGGAGGCAUCGCAAUACUUCAUCCUGCUGAUCCUGACUGACGGGGUGGUGACCGACAUGGCGGACACGCGAGAGGCCAUCGUCCGGGCCUCCUACUUGCCCAUGUCGAUCAUCAUCGUGGGCGUGGGCAACGCUGACUUCACCGACAUGCAGAUCUUGGACGGGGAUGACGGCAUCCUGCGCUCCCCAAAGGGCGAGCCCGUCCUGCGGGACAUUGUCCAGUUUGUCCCCUUCCGGGAGUUCAAGAACGCAUCUCCUACGGCUUUGGCCAAGUGUGUCCUGGCGGAGGUGCCCAAGCAGGUGGUGGAAUAUUACAGCUACAAGGCCCUCCCCCCUCGCUGCGGCCGGGGGACCACGCCGGACUCCACCCUGAACUCGCCCCAGUGA